Leptonychotes weddellii (Weddell seal) is the source of this 1065-nucleotide messenger RNA. Lineage: Eukaryota; Metazoa; Chordata; Mammalia; Carnivora; Phocidae. The record is from RefSeq and is a predicted model, not a curated record.
AUGGUGCGCAUGAGUGUCCUGGCAGAUGCUCUCAAGAGCAUUAAUGAUGCUGAAAAGAGAGAUGCCCCAGUGGCUAACGGUGCUUUAGCGUCAUCCGUCGAGUCGGUGACCUCCAAACCCACAUCAGCGUCUGGGGACGAGGACAGGCCUGAAGCUGCUGAAAGGCACGGCCGGGAGCCCACGGAGGCCUCAAGUGCUCGGCAAACGUCCACGAGCCCCCAGGACCCAGCACGCGACAGACCGGUGCAAGACCCGGGCGUGACUCAGAGCCUUCAGACGUCCGUGCGUGACUCCCUGGCGGAAGAGACACGGCAGAUGGCAGGUACCCCGGGCGGAGAACGAGAGUCAGCUCCGACUACCCCAAGGACUAAGGUUCAGCUCCGCGGUAGCGUGGACGCUCAGCCCAUCGUGAGCGCGGCAGACGUGGAUGGCGAGCUUGGCAGUCAGGCCACCAGCACCACCGAAACUGUUGAGGAGGGACCGGAGGGUCCGGAGGCCUUGAACGCGGACACUGAAGCUUUGCCAGGAGCCGGGUCCCGGCGAGUGACUGCGGGGGAUUUGGAGGACCGCUCGGGAAACCCGCAGGCUCAGCAGUUGCCUCCUUCCCCGGGAGGCAGCACCCCGCCCUCGCCUGGCCCCCAAGAGGCGGCCCUGGGGAGGAGGUCCCUAGACUCCAGGCUUUAUGAGGCCAACGAGGAGAACACCUACAUGCGCUCCAUGACCAGCUUGCUGGGCGGAGGUGGGGGGUCCAUCAGCUCCCUGGCAGACGUCCUGGUGUGGUCUGAGACCACCAUGGGCAUGGCCACGGCCCUCCUGGCCUCCGGCCACAGCUCCGUGACCGACCUGCUGCACAGCACUGGGCCCAGCCUGCGCUCCGUCUCCAGCAUCCUGGGGAGCACCUUCUCCUCUGGGCUGAUGGCCGGGACUAGCUCGGCCCUGCGCUCCGUCACCCGCGUGCUGGAGAGGGUGGAGCAGAGGACUGUAGAGGGUGUCCGCUCGGCCAUGCGCUUCCUGACCAGCCACCUUCUUCCCGGCCAGGCCCACGCCGGCCCAAACUCUGAGUAG